Phaeoacremonium minimum UCRPA7 is the source of this 1782-nucleotide messenger RNA. RefSeq names its product putative asparagine synthetase protein. The transcript is spliced from 6 exons. Gene Ontology annotation, molecular function: asparagine synthase (glutamine-hydrolyzing) activity. The record is from RefSeq and is a predicted model, not a curated record. Bases 1 to 1782 code for a protein of 593 amino acids. Gene Ontology annotation, cellular component: cytosol. NCBI's taxonomy places the organism in Eukaryota, Fungi, Ascomycota, Sordariomycetes, Togniniales, Togniniaceae.
AUGGUCAAGCAUACAGGAUAUCUCCUCAGGUCCCAAUUGCAAGCUGCCUUCAUCAUGUGUGGCAUCUUCGCCUGUCACUGUCAUCCGGACGUCCAAAAGUUCAAGCCGACUGCCCUUCGUCUAUCAAAGGCGAAAGCAGAGAGCGGAGCUCAACCACUCACCAAUGCCGAUGAGAGCAUCAUCCUCGCCGUCAAUGGCGAGAUUUACAACCACCGUUUGAUUCGAAAGAACCUCAAGACGCCGUAUCACUUCAAGACGACGUCCGAUUGCGAGGUCAUCAUUCCUCUGGUGAGUCACACCCAUCUUGUUACACUUGUGCCCCUUGAUGCCCCGAGAUUGACGGCCAUGCAGUAUAUGCAAUAUGGCCUCGAUGCCCCGAAGUACCUCGAUGGUAUGUUCUCAUUCGUGCUCUACGACAAGAACCUCGACCGCACCAUUGCCGCUCGCGACCCUAUCGGUAUCACAACCUUUUACCAGGGCUGGUCCUCGAAAGAGAACAACGCGGUGUACUUUGGCUCAGAGCUCAAGUGCUUGUUCCCCGUUUGCGACAAGGUCGAAUCGUUCCCUCCUGGCCAUGUCUAUGACAGCAAGACCGGCGAGAGGACAAGAUAUUUCCAGCCGUCAUGGUGGGAUGGCUCAAAAGUGCCGCAGACCCCUGUGGACUUGAAGCUGCUGCGAGAGACACUGGAAAAGUCCGUCAGGAAACGACUGAUGGCCGAAGUUCCCUACGGCGUCCUCCUCUCUGGAGGUCUUGACUCAAGCUUGGUAGCAUCUAUUGCGCAGCGAGAGACCCUGCGGCUCAAGAAGGCUGCUCUGGCAGCGGCCAACGGUGAGACCGCCUCGGCCCCUGAGGACCUUGACAAGGGUGAGGGCCUGGUUGGUAUCGACGACGACAACACGCUGUCCACCGUGACCUACCUCCCACAACUCAACUCUUUCUCAAUUGGGCUUCCAGGCUCCCCUGACAACAAGGCUGCGCUUGAGGUCGCCAAGUUCCUCGGCACGAAGCACCAUGUUAUGACCUUCACGAUCGAGGAUGGUCUUAACGCCCUGUCCGAUGUCAUCUACCACCUCGAGACCUACGACGUCACAACUAUUCGCGCCUCGACGCCGAUGUACCUCCUGUCCAGAAAGAUCAAGGCUAUGGGUAUCAAGAUGGUGCUCAGCGGUGAGGGCUCUGACGAAAUCUUCGGCGGAUACCUCUACUUCGGCCACGCACCCAACAAGGAUGCCUUCCACGAGGAGUGCGUCCGAAGAGUCAAGAACCUACAUCUUGCCGACUGUCUGCGUGCCAACAAGUCCACCUCCGCGUGGGGUCUGGAGGCUCGCGUUCCUUUCUUGGACAAGCAGUUCCUCGAGGUUGCUAUGAACAUCGACCCGGCGGACAAGAUGAUCGACAAGGACCACAUGGAGAAGUACAUCCUCCGCAAGGCCUUCGAUACCACCGAUGAGCCGGAGACCGAGGCGUAUCUGCCGGACAACAUCCUCUGGCGCCAGAAGGAGCAGUUCUCCGAUGGUGUUGGCUACGGGUGGAUUGACGCCCUCAAGGACAACGCCGAGCUUCACGUCACAGACGAGAUGAUGAAGAACCCCAAGCCCGAAUGGGGAGAUGAUAUCCCGGAUACCAAAGAGGCUUACUGGUACCGCUGCAUGUUCGACGAGCACUUCCCUCCUCACUGCGCCUCAACAGUCAUGAGAUGGGUGCCGAAGUGGGUUCAGCAGUCGGAUCCCAGUGGACGGGCUAUUGCUUCUCACGUUGCGAAGUAUGAGGAGACUCAGUAG